GCCCCAACUCGGCCCGCCGCGCCCCGGCGCCUCGCCGCCCGCCCGCCCGCCCGGCGCCCCGGCCGGCGAGGGGCGCGCCCGCUGCAUGGCGCUGGGAUGGCGGGGGCGCCGCGCGGCCGAGGCGGCGGCGGAGGCGGAGGCGGCGCCGGCGAGUCUGGGGGCGCCGAGCGGGCGGCGGGGCCGGGCGGCCGGCGCGGGCUGCGGGCGUGCGAUGAGGAGUUCGCGUGCCCCGAGCUGGAGGCGCUGUUCCGCGGCUACACGCUGCGGCUGGAGCAGGCGGCGACGCUGAAGGCGCUGGCCAUGCUCAGCCUGCUGGCGGGCGCGCUGGCCCUGGCCGAGCUGCUGGGCGCGCCGGGGCCCGCGCCCGGCCUGGCCAAGGGCUCGCACCCCGUGCACUGCGUGCUCUUCCUGGCGCUGCUCGUGGUCACCAACGUCCGCUCGCUGCAGGUGCCCCAGCUGCAGCAGGUCGGCCAGCUCGCGCUGCUCUUCAGCCUCACCUUCGCUCUGCUGUGCUGUCCCUUCGCGCUCGGCGGCCCCGCCGGUGCCCACGCCGGGGUGGCAGCGGUGCCGGCGACAGCCGAUCAGGGAGUCUGGCAGCUCCUUUUGGUCACCUUCGUGUCCUAUGCCCUGCUGCCCGUGCGCAGCCUGCUGGCCAUCGGCUUCGGGCUCGUGGUGGCCGCCUCGCACUUGCUGGUCACAGCUACGUUGGUCCCCGCCAAGCGCCCACGUCUCUGGAGAACGCUGGGUGCCAACGCUCUGCUCUUCCUUGGUGUGAACAUGUAUGGUGUCUUCGUGAGGAUCCUGGCUGAGCGCGCCCAGAGGAAGGCCUUCCUGCAGGCCCGGAACUGCAUUGAGGACCGGCUGAGGCUGGAGGACGAGAAUGAGAAGCAGGAGCGGCUGCUCAUGAGCCUCCUGCCUCGGAAUGUUGCCAUGGAGAUGAAGGAGGACUUCCUGAAGCCCCCUGAGAGGAUUUUCCACAAGAUUUAUAUCCAGCGGCAUGACAACGUGAGCAUCCUCUUUGCAGAUAUCGUGGGCUUCACAGGCUUGGCGUCACAGUGCACGGCCCAGGAGCUGGUGAAACUCCUCAACGAGCUCUUCGGGAAGUUUGACGAGCUGGCCACGGAGAACCACUGCCGCCGCAUCAAGAUCCUGGGAGACUGCUACUACUGCGUGUCUGGCCUCACUCAGCCCAAGACUGACCACGCCCACUGCUGUGUGGAGAUGGGCCUGGACAUGAUCGACACCAUCACGUCCGUGGCUGAGGCCACUGAGGUGGACUUGAACAUGCGUGUGGGGCUGCACACCGGCAGGGUCCUCUGUGGGGUCCUGGGCCUGCGUAAGUGGCAGUAUGAUGUGUGGUCCAACGACGUGACCCUGGCCAACGUCAUGGAGGCCGCCGGCCUGCCUGGGAAGGUUCACAUCACAAAGACCACCCUGGCGUGCCUGAACGGUGACUAUGAGGUGGAGCCGGGACACGGACAUGAGAGGAACAGUUUUCUGAAAACGCAUAACAUCGAGACCUUUUUUAUUGUGCCCUCACAUCGGCGAAAGAUAUUUCCAGGGCUGAUUCUCUCAGACAUAAAACCGGCCAAGAGGAUGAAGUUCAAGACUGUGUGCUACCUGCUGGUGCAGCUCAUGCAUUGCCGGAAGAUGUUCAAGGCCGAGAUCCCUUUCUCCAACGUCAUGACCUGUGAGGACGACGACAAGCGGAGGGCAUUGAGAACAGCCUCGGAAAAACUCAGAAACCGCUCGUCUUUCUCUACAAACGUUGUCCAAGCCACCCCCGGCACACGUGUCAACAGGUACAUCGGCCGCCUCCUGGAAGCCCGCCAGAUGGAGCUGGAGAUGGCAGACCUGAACUUCUUCACCCUGAAGUACAAGCAAGCUGAGCGAGAGCGAAAGUACCACCAGCUUCAGGACGAGUAUUUCACCAGCGCCGUGGUUCUGGCUCUCAUUCUGGCCGCCUUAUUCGGCCUUGUCUACCUUCUAAUAAUCCCACAGAGUGUGGCUGUCCUGCUCCUGCUGGUGUUCUGCAUCUGCUUCCUGGUGGCCUGUGUCCUGUACCUACACAUCACCCGGGUCCAGUGUUUUCCAGGGUGCCUGACCAUCCAGAUCCGCACCGUCUUGUGCAUCUUCAUCGUGGUCUUAAUCUACUCUGUGGCCCAAGGCUGUGUGGUGGGCUGCCUGCCUUGGUCCUGGAGCUCCAGUCCCAAUGGGUCCCUGGUGGUCCUGUCUUCCGGGGGCCGGGACCCAGUGCUGCCUGCCCCGCCCUGCGAGUCUGCGCCCCACGCCCUGCUGUGCGGCCUCGUGGGCACCCUCCCGCUGGCCAUAUUCCUGCGGGUCUCCUCCUUGCCAAAAAUGAUCCUGCUCGCCGUGCUUACCACCUCCUACAUCCUCGUCCUGGAGCUCAGCGGGUACACGAAGGCCAUGGGGGCCGGUGCCGUCUCAGGGCGCAGCUUCGAGCCAAUCGUGGCCAUCCUGCUAUUCUCGUGCACGCUGGCCCUGCACGCCCGGCAGGUGGAUGUCAAGCUGCGGCUGGACUACCUCUGGGCGGCCCAGGCAGAGGAGGAGCGGGAUGACAUGGAGAAAGUGAAGCUGGAUAACAAGAGGAUUCUCUUCAACCUCCUGCCAGCCCACGUUGCCCAGCACUUCCUAAUGUCAAACCCUCGCAACAUGGACCUGUAUUACCAGUCGUACUCGCAGGUGGGGGUCAUGUUUGCAUCCAUCCCCAACUUCAAUGACUUCUACAUUGAGCUGGAUGGCAACAACAUGGGGGUGGAGUGUCUGCGCCUUCUGAACGAGAUCAUCGCCGACUUUGAUGAGCUCAUGGACAAAGACUUUUACAAAGACCUAGAGAAGAUCAAGACCAUCGGGAGCACGUACAUGGCUGCUGUGGGGCUGGCGCCCACUGCCGGGACCAAGGCUAAGAAGUGCAUCUCCUCCCACCUCAGCACGCUGGCAGAUUUUGCCAUUGAGAUGUUUGAUGUCCUGGAUGAGAUCAACUACCAGUCUUAUAACGACUUCGUGCUCCGUGUUGGCAUCAACGUUGGCCCUGUGGUGGCUGGAGUGAUCGGGGCUCGCAGGCCACAGUAUGACAUUUGGGGAAACACGGUCAAUGUGGCCAGUCGGAUGGAUAGUACCGGCGUCCAGGGCAGGAUCCAGGUCACAGAGGAAGUUCACCGGCUGCUGCGGCGGGGUUCCUACCGCUUCGUGUGCCGAGGCAAAGUCAGUGUCAAGGGCAAGGGCGAGAUGCUGACGUACUUCCUGGAAGGCAGGACCGAUGGAAAUGGCUCCCAAACCAGGUCCCUGAACUCAGAGCGGAAAAUGUGUCCUUACGGAAGAGCUGGCCUCCAGACCAGACUGGCCGCGGGUCAUCCUCCGGUGCCCCCCGCAGCUGGCCUCCCGGUUGGAGCUGGGCCAGGGGCUCUGCAGGGCUCGGGGCUUGCCCCAGGCCCCCCAGGCCAACACCUGCCCCCUGGAGCCUCUGGGAAGGAGGCUUAGUGGAGCCCAUGCCAGCCGCUCGGGGCACAGGGCACAAAUGCUUGAGGUGUUGGGGGUCUUUGGGGCUCCCGCAGGGACCAGCCCAGCCAGCAGAGCAGGGCCGGGAGCCAGUGACUGGGCUGGGGAAGGGGCACAGUCCAGGCAUGACUUGAAGCAGCUGGGCAGUGAGUCCAGCAGUGAGUCGGGUGAGGGGUGAACCCUGACCGCACGGACACCGAGGUUUUAGCGGCGACUGUGUUUGCUUUGUCCUCACCUCAGUGGCAGAGGGAGGUUGGCUGGGUCAGCUCCAGGUGUCAGGACCUUCAGGACAUUCUCCAGGGCCAUGGGCUAGAGUGGGAGCCUCAGAGGUCUGGUUGGCAGAGUGACUGGGGCGCCCACCUUGUGCCCUGAGAUGGAUCAGCGUCAGCCCAGCAGUGUGGGUCCCAUGGGGACAGCGCCAGCCCCAGGCAGUGGCUUGCAGAGCCCUGAGUGGGAGUCAGGACUCUAACAGCAGGGCAGAGCUGGACAGGCCUUAGGGGGUGGUUUGGGAAGAACUGAGAAGCCUCUGUCCCACUGCAUGCGUGGUGGUGGCCACUGGCUCUCUUCAGAUUUAGUUUUCGCUGAGAGUCAGAGGUGGGUCCUCUGGAAUUCUUGGGGGCCCUGCAGCCACAUUUCUGUGACCAGCAUAGUUCAUGUUCUGCCUCUGCGUUCUCCACCUGCCCUGCCUGAGUGCAUCAGCUCCUGUGAAACCUGGACAUUCCCUUUUCUGCCCACGCCACUGUUUGUUCAAAGGAGAGAAGGUAGUUGGUGUCGUUUGUUACCUCGCUACCGUGGCAUCUUGGGUUCCUGUAUGCUGAACAGCAGUGCACAGCUUCAUUGACUUUGAAGAUAAGUGAACCUCACAAGCAUGAGAAAGCUUCUUCCUGGAUGGAAGGCAUUUCUCCAGCAGAACCAGUCCCCUGGAUGUGGAGUUUUGGCGUUCAUGGCUGUCAGCUUAGAUGUCCCUGCUCUAAUUUGCGGGGAAAACGACUGCAAAUAGUUCUGUGCAAGGCUGGGAAUCUCCUACCAGUGUAUCUCUGUGAUUGCCAUGGAGACGAGGAGCGUGACCAUGCUGGAAUAUGCUGUUGCAGGGGGCAGGAGUGCAGGAGGGCCAGUGGGAAGGAACUGUCUAGAAAUAGCUGGACGUGGAGACCUUGACUUGCGACCGCAGCGAGGAGGGCAGCUUGAAACUGGAGGGAAGGUUCUGGGCAGGCAAGUCAAUGUGGGAGGGAUGUCCAUCCGAGACCCAGAGCUUUGACAGCAUCUGGAGGGCGUCCUGUGGGUUGCAGGGGAGCCCUGCUUGGCAGAGUUAGCAGCCUGGGUAUCCCUCUCUUCGCUGGUCUCCAAGGGCUCCACCCCCUCCCUGGGGGUCCCAACUUUUCUGUAUUGGAACAGGGGCUCACUUUGGACUGAACCCCGUGUCCUCUGGGCUCCCCCCAUUUUGGGCAUGUGUCUUGUGACUGUGGGGGCGGGUAGCCAACAGAGUUGGCCGCUUAGCCAGUAUGGAUGGGCCAGUGACAGAGGUGGGCAGGUGGACAGUCUUUCCUCAGAUGCACCCUGGAUGAGUGGUCACCCGCCUCCUACAGACAGGGCAGAACCAAGUCGUCUCCAGAGCACAUGGCUUCUGCCGGUGCGCACAUCUGUGCCAAGCUGUGGGGCUGAGAUGCUGUCCCAGGUCCUGCUGCCCAUCUGCUCCCCGUGGCCGAGCUUCCACCCCAGGGUACGGUGGGAGGAGGUGGACGGCAUAGCGGAUUAUGACAAUGCAAAAACGCUCUGUCACCUGGCAAAGGGGGCACUCCAUUCAGGGUGCAAGCUGUAAGCUGCAGAGAGGAUCCCGGGCCAUGUGAGUUAACUCAAUGUGACCAGUGUGAUCACAUGGCCCCUUAGAAGUGGAUGAGGCAGGUAGGAAGUCAGGAAUAUUCUGAGCACGCGGUUUCUGUUUAAAGAUGAGGAGCCACAGUCGGUCGAAGGUGAGGAUGCCCCAGCCAUCAGCCAGUGAGAAAGCAGUCAUUGCUCCCACAGCCACUGGCUCUGAAUUCACAUCGACUUGAGCGAGAUGGACCCUGAGCCUGGGGUGAGAUCCCAGCCUUGCCGUGUUGGGACCUUGGGUCCACAGAGCUACGGGAUCCCCAUGUGGGUUGGCAAAGCCACGGAACGCGUGGCCCCCCUGUCACCGCCGCCUCGGGAAGCCAUCGGGGCCUCGGCUGUUCUGAAACGGCGAGGUCUCCCCUUCGAUGAGCAGAACCACCUUCAUCAUCAGCAGCUCCAAACCCUACUUGCUUCCUGUGGGCACAGGGGCCGUGUUCAGCCAUAACGUUCCUUGGGGUUUGGUCAACAAUUUCCUUUUUAUUUGUGAUAAGACUGUAUGAUAUUGCCUUAUUUAUUUUUAACCUUGUACAAUAAUCAUGUACAAAUAUUAGAGCCUCCCGAGUAGGAUUCUCUCUAAAUUAUUUAUUUUAAGAUGCUCUGUAAAUAGUGCUGGGUAAGGUGCUGCCUACUCCCUUCUGACCAAAAUGAAGGCAAGCCCAACACCCGGUGUAAACAGCACACUUUAGCCUACGCGUGAGGUCCCUAGUGCAUCCCCCUGCUUGGCUAGGCUGCUACCCUUUGGAAUGACCCCGACCUUGUGUCCUUUCAAGACCCUUGCAUGCCUCUUGUGCCUGACCUCAGUAGAUUAGAACGCAGCCCUGAACUUCCAAAUGCUUCCACAGCCCCCAACCCUGGGCCAGUCCACUCGGAGGUCUGUGUCCUACAGGGUGGACGCCUCGCCCCAGACCCGGCCGCCGUGAGCCUGCCGUGUUUAUCAGACUCCAGAGCCACCAGGGCUUCCAAUCCUUUCUGUCACUAGAAGCAAUAACUCUAACUCCAAACUGUAGAGACAGGUCUGGUCCAAAGCAGACUGGUAAGUCAGAGACAAGCCAUGUGUAUGUUUCCCCAAACUGAAGGGCACUGUGGGGCGCUGAUACCCCCAAUCCCUGGCUGGUGUGCAGGCUUGGACAGGGUCCAGCCAGCCUUCCUUGCUUUGUCUCCACCUGAUACCAUUGUCCCAGCAGCGACCUGGAUAUAAUAUUUGAAUCCUUGCUUUCACCUGCCGCUCAGGAAGGAAGAGCUGGGUUGGCCUGGCAGCUGUGUCUAGGUUUUCUCCCUGGCAGGUGGACCCAUCUCAUUUCCAGGGUGCGUCUGCCCUUCCGCAUGGCGUGUUCUGUGAUUCCCUGAGUCUGGGGAUCCUGGAGAUUUCUCCCUAUGUGGCAGGUCCUCUGGGGACAAAACGCAUGACUUGUAAGGCAAAUGCUGCCUAAGUGUACGUCCAUCACACACAUAGGAAAUGUGGGUUCUCAUGAUAUGCCCUGCAUCAAGCAGUUCCCUUACAGGGGGACCACAGACCUGCUGUCACACUUGUCGUUCUGAAGUGUGCAGGCCCGUCGAUUGUGUAUAACUAGCCCCACCGUCCCCGAAAACUAACUUGCCCUGGUUUUGUAAUGGCUUCAAUUAACAAAACAAAACAAAAACCCAAAAUCCAAACUUCGUAGAGGCAAUUGGUUUCAAAAUAUUUGCUUUGGUGAAAUAUUUAAAUGAGAGGUGGGCUGUGGCUGGCUGGCAGUUGGAGGACACGACCGUGUCCCAGGGCCCGGACGUCGCCCUCGCCAGCUGCAGUUUGCUUUGAAAGUUGCAAGUGUGCAGUAGCCUUCCCAGAUUGUCAUGUAACAUUCCCGGUUCCGUUGUGGACGAUGAAAGAUGUGGCAUCUCUUCGUGCAGCCUCCUGGGUUUGCAUCUGCCUUCACAGGACCGUAGGCUGGGGGUGGGUCUACGUCAGGUUCCAGGUCCACCGGGGGCUGUGCUGCCAGGUCUGGAGGUCAGCAGGCUGGACAGGGGGACCCUAGGCCUGGGUGUUUGGAGGCUAGCUGUAAUGGCUCAGGCCUCCACCUUGAGUUGGGAGACAGAUGGGUUUUACCCUAGGAAGUUCGCUGACACAGUGCCAUGUCCGAUGACGUCUCUUGGUCUGUUGUGAGCAGAGACCAGGCCAGGUGCCCGAGGGUUGGCCUUGUGUGCCAUGGGGGGAGUGGAAUUGUGACUUUUCCCCUGUGGUCUCAGGAGCUUGGGGCUAGUGCACCUGCAUGGGUGGCACCGGGGGAGUGCCCCAGGCAGCUGUUUCCCACUGUCAAAAGCAGGGAGGGCAUCCUUGAUUCUCUGUGAACUGAUGGCCGGGAGCCUGGCGCCAAGCAGACAGUGUGGGAGGGUGAGUGGGAUGCGAGGGACAGCUGAGUGGCUGGGGCCAGGCAGGCAUGGCCAGCAGGGUGGUCAGUCACACCAGCUGUGGACCGUGGGCUCAGCCCCAGAGGCUGGGACCCAAUCUAGAUUUCCCUCUCAGGUCAGGGGCACACCCCAGACUAUGGGCAUACAGGGGAGCUCCUGGGGACUUCUCACUUCCAGGAGGCCCCAGGAAGCUUUGGAAAGGGUUCAGGGGAUUUUCCUUUGCUCUGUGCUCUGUCCUUCCCUCUGUGCUCACAUGUGUGGGAGGCAGGUCCUGUGAUGGUGAGAGGAAAUCUGUCUUCUUUGUCCAUCUCAUGAAAUUAACAAGCCCAAUUUCAGGUGCCCCAUUUGGGCUGGACCUCCCUAAACAGCUUGACCUUAUGGUAACAACCCAGACAUUCAUAUUCCUUAAUUUUCCUGAAAGUAUAACACAUGUGUUACUAAGUUUUCUGCCAGAGGCCUAACUUAAUCUGAAUCUGUGUGUGUGUGUGUGUGUGUGUGCGCGCGUGCGCGCAUGUGUGUUUGCAUGGCAUGGUAUAAGCAAAAUUAGAAUCAGUUAUUUGUUCCUGGAAUCAGGAUGGAUUCAUAUAAGAAACAAACUAAGAAUACAGAAAUACAGACUACAGGAAUACAGGAAUACCUGGGAAUACAGACAGAUGACUGCCCCCCAGGGCAUCAGGUGAAGCCGUCCCUGUGUGCCCCUAGAGAUCGCGAGCCUGGAAGCAGGAGGCAGGGAGGGGUGGACAGAAAGGCAGCCUUGACCCCCGCUGGCAUCCGGGUGGAACCCAAGCCUCCACCUCCAGCAACUACUAGAGAGUAAGAAGGCUUUCUCCCUCCCUCCCUCCCUCCCUCCUUUCCUCUUUCCCUCUUUUUUUUUUUAUUAAAGAAUCUCUCUCCAGUAUUAGUACAAAGUUCAGGGCAUCAAGACCCCAGCCUGGUUCCACUUCCUGUCGUCUGUGUGGUGGUUUUAUUUUUGUUGUGUUUGGGUUCUGGUAUAUGUGGAAGCCUGUGGGGAGAGCUGCAGGUGGGUGGCUGUUGGUGCAGGAGUUCUGGAGGAAGGAGCUGGCAGGGCAUCCCCCACCUCCCUGCACGUGGGCAGCCACUUGGAGGUCUGGCUUCAAUCUCUGGGCUGAAGGAGAAGACAAUAGACAGAUGGUCUUCUAGGGAAUGGGUCUCAAUUGGCUGGGGAAGCCCCGGAUCUCUUGCGAUUACAGAUGGCUCCUAUUCUUCAGCCACAAAUAAUGACUGUCCCUGUAGUUAUUAAUAUAAUCCUUCAUUCCUUUGUGAAAUUCCUGAACUUCCUUGGAUUCAGUUUGUUCUACACUAAUAACCACAGGGAAAUGGCAGGUCACUCCUCUGUGCAGUUAGACUGCAUCUCCGGUGGACUUUUCCUGUGACCACAAACUGAGGAAGCCAUCAUGACUAAGACCCACGUCUAGCUCGGUAGCUGACGGAGCAUCUUCCCUGUGCUUCACCCCACCCACCUCCAAACAGCCGGCAGGGGGAGGUGUGGCCGUGCUCCCCACAUAGUUGAUGAAGAAUCUGAGGCUCAGAGAGGCUACAGACGUGGACAAAGUUGCCCAGUCCUGAGUGCAGGACCAGGAUUCAUUCCGAGCUCCUGGUUUUCCAUUUUAUUCAGCGCCUCUUGACUCACGGUGAAAUUGGGGAAGUUGUGUUGGUUUUGAUGGCGCCCUUAGCUUGUGUGCACGUGAGUGGUGGGGGUGCAUGCCAGGCUCGUUCUGAGCGGCCAGGUGGGUCCCCAGGCAGUGAGUGUGCCCCACAGCCCACCCCUUGGGUGUCCCUGGGCACAGAGUCAUCCUCAGCUGGGCCUGACACUGUGAGAUGAAGACAGUGUGUGCUCUCCUCUCAGUGCGGGCCCUGCUCCAGUAGCUGGUCCCCAGCAAAGACUUACAACAUUGGGCUGGAAUCCCUGCCCUGUCUUGUCAUCCUUUCUGUCCUAAACCUGAAUCCUGCAGUACCGUCUGCCAUCGUGUCUUAGAAACUGUCCCUCAGUGAGGAGGACCAUUAUCCUGUCACUUUCUAUAAGGCCUCUCUACCAUUGGCCUGGGAGAGAACCAGGCCCUCAGACGCUCCCAAGCUGCACACACUUCUCCACUUACAUGAAGCCAACCGAGCCCCCAGCAGGUGGCUCUACCAAGUCAGAAUCCUCUGGUGUCCUUGUCACGCUAUGACGUGGAAGAGGCGGUCAGUGUUCCUUUCUGGGGAUUAGAGAACGUCCAAGAGCAGGUUUCACUGAGAAUGUGUGGAAGGUGAGGCAGAGACUUGGUGGAUGGUGAAGAAUUGGGUGCCUGCAGAGUGCAGGUGUCCCUGACUCCCCCAGGGCUGGCUGGCUGCCAGAGCAGGCUGCUCAUCUUCAGCAGGAUUGGAUUCUAAAAACAGCUGGCAGUCCCUUAUUGAGAACUGAUGUUUAAGCAGAGAGGAAUUUCUAGACAACCCCCAGAGCUGCCCACCCUUGGGCUUCAUGAGUGCAUGCAGGGAAGCAUGCGGGACCAGCCAGCCAGAGAGCCAUGUCUGGGGCUCACGCUCCAGAUGGCACUCCAUGGGCAGCAGGCCCACCAGUAGCCAGAACUUGAUUUUUGCCUCCCACCAGCAACCCCCACGCAACUCCUGGCCCAGGCACGCAGCACAUGUCUCAGGGCACCAUUCCUACGUUCCGGGAAUCCUGACGAAGCCGCUGCUGCGGCCUCUUCCACGGGCCAGGGUCGCCGAUGCUUCCUGGGCAUCAGCCCCAGAGAGGCACGUGGUUUUGCCUUCAUCUCUUUUGAAACUGUGGCCGCGUGAGCCGUUUGCACUCAACAUCGCAUGCUGUGAAAUUCCUAACCGUGUAAAACUUAGUUUGGAUUCCAAAACUCGCAGCAUGUGCAAAGGGACAGGCCCAGGCCACCACGGGUCGUCUGCUGGCUGGCCGCAGCGCGUCCCACCUCGGCGGAUCCUGGACCCUGAGCCUGUGCAGCUCCUGCACCCCUCCUGAGUGUCUCCUCUCAGCCUCAGUGCACUCCCCUUGUCUCUCGUGCACACCGUUCACACCAACUGCACCCCACCUUGCACAAGCAGAGCUAAUGUACCAAUUCUGACCAUCUCUUAGCAGCAGAUUCCACUCCCAUUUAAGGUAAACCCAAAGCUCACUCUUGGAUUUUCUUUACUCAUUGAGAAGGGUUGUGUGAACCCCUCGCCCUCCUGUGUCCCUCCAGGGAGCACAGAGUGGGCUGGGGUGACACAUUGUCCCGCUGGUAGAGCUCACGGAAAAUGCUUCUUUAGACGCGGAAACGAAACGUCUGUACCCGAAUGACAACAACUCAAUAUCACUGGGUAACUUCUCAUGAUAGAUUUGUAUAAUCAAUACGGGUCUAUUUUUAAGUCCACUGAACACUGUAGAGUACCUUCCAGUCUUUUCCAAGAUUAUUAAAUUGAGACAAGUAAUUGAAUAAUUUGUCCUAUUUUUAUUUAAAAAAAAACAGUGAAUGGACUGAAAUGUUAAAUGUGAAUGUACAUUUCUUAAUUGCAACUUUUCUACUGAGUGUUUGCACUAUACUUUCUGGAAUCUUAUUUAACAAAAAUAAAGGAAAAAAAUUGCUUGACUAAA
This is a messenger RNA of Capra hircus (goat), 11374 nucleotides long. RefSeq names its product adenylate cyclase 1 (gene ADCY1). The transcript has 20 exons. The coding region runs from base 97 to 3501 and encodes 1134 amino acids. Lineage: Eukaryota; Metazoa; Chordata; Mammalia; Artiodactyla; Bovidae. The record is from RefSeq and is a predicted model, not a curated record. Gene Ontology annotation, molecular function: adenylate cyclase activity. Gene Ontology annotation, biological process: intracellular signal transduction; adenylate cyclase-activating G protein-coupled receptor signaling pathway; cAMP biosynthetic process. Gene Ontology annotation, cellular component: plasma membrane.